AAUGUCACUCUCUGAAGUCGACUAAAAUAAAUUUAACGUUUAAAAGACUCGAAGAAUUUUUUUUGUUGCGAAAUAUAUAUUGGCAAUUCAAGUCAAUAGCAGUAUAUUUCCAUUUUGCAGUAUAGAUAUUUGUAAGCAAAAGUUUUUACGUAUACAAAUAAUGACUUGGUGUUUUCAAAUACAGUUCAGCUUACCAAAAGGACAAUUGAGCUACGUCGAAAAAUGGCCGCUAAUGAAAUCUAACGAAAUGGCGUUCCUUUUGGCAAUAUAUUUGGCGUUUAUAUUGAAAAUAGGUCCAAUGGUUAUGGAGCACUUCAAUGCUAUACAAAUGAGAACAAUCUUGACAGUCUACAAUGCAAUUAAAGUUGCCAAUUCGACAAUGUUAACGUUUCAGUUUCUCCGAUAUAUUCAAGAACGCGGAUUGUUUCCGAGAAAUUGUGAAUACGAUGACGAUAUUUUAUACACAAUCGCCGCUCUAUACUGGAAGUACAUGGUGACGAAAGUUCUAGACCUCUUCGAUACGGUUUUCUUCGUACUCCGUAAGAAGUACAGUCAAAUAACGUUUCUACACGUUUAUCACCACGUGUUCAUGGUAAUGAUUACUUGGUCCAGUUUGAAAUACGACCCGUCGGACCACUGGGCGUUUAUGGCCGUGUUAAAUUGCACUAUUCACGUUUUCAUGUACGUGUAUUAUGGGAUAGCGUCUUUUGGGCUGAAAUACAGAAAGUACUUGUGGUGGAAAAAGUACUUGACUAUAAUGCAGUUGAUCCAAUUUCUCUUGAUAAUGAUUCACGUAAUGAUUCAGACGCACAUAACGGACUGUCCUAUGCACGCUGGUACCUAUUGGUUGGGUUUAUCCAACAUUGUUCUCUUCAUAUUUCUCUUCAUGGAUUUCUAUAAUAAGAAAUAUCGAACAGGUACACCUGUGGACAACUUAAAAAUUGUAUGUGGUAAGCACCAGUAAUCUUCCAUCAAUGUAUGUAUGCAUAAGUGGAAUAAAGUAAUUGGUAUAAUUAAA
Molecule: messenger RNA, 1018 nt
Organism: Bombyx mori (domestic silkworm)
Lineage: Eukaryota; Metazoa; Arthropoda; Insecta; Lepidoptera; Bombycidae
Product: elongation of very long chain fatty acids protein 7
Exons: 5
Coding region: 161-964 (267 amino acids)
Biological process (GO): fatty acid elongation, monounsaturated fatty acid; sphingolipid biosynthetic process; fatty acid elongation, polyunsaturated fatty acid
Cellular component (GO): endoplasmic reticulum membrane
Molecular function (GO): fatty acid elongase activity
Source: RefSeq, a predicted model, not a curated record